This is a messenger RNA of Cuculus canorus (common cuckoo), 819 nucleotides long. It is a transcript of the gene NIP7, whose product is annotated as nucleolar pre-rRNA processing protein NIP7. Gene Ontology annotation, biological process: ribosome assembly; ribosomal large subunit biogenesis. Gene Ontology annotation, molecular function: RNA binding. The transcript has 5 exons. Gene Ontology annotation, cellular component: nucleus; preribosome, large subunit precursor; nucleolus. The coding region runs from base 60 to 602 and encodes 180 amino acids. Lineage: Eukaryota; Metazoa; Chordata; Aves; Cuculiformes; Cuculidae. The record is from RefSeq and is a predicted model, not a curated record.
UGCGCCGCUUCCGGUCUUGGCGCUUCCGCUUCCGGCGUGGCCACGCGCGAAGGACGGCUAUGCGGCCGCUGACCGAGGCAGAGACGCGGAGCGUGUUCGAGAAGCUGGGGAAAUACAUUGGUGAGAACAUCCAGCUGCUGGUGGACCGGCCCGAUGGCACCUACUGCUUCCGCCUGCACCGCGACCGCGUCUACUACAUCAGUGAGAAGCUGCUGAAGGUGGCUGCAAGUGUCCCCCGAGACAACCUGGUGUCACUGGGCACCUGCUUUGGGAAGUUUACCAAGACACAGAAGUUUCGGCUUAGUGUCACAGCCCUGGACUUCCUCGCACCCUACGCCAAGUUCAAGGUGUGGGUGAAGCCUGGCUCGGAGCAGUCCUUCCUCUACGGCAACCAUGUCCUGAAGUCAGGCUUGGGACGCAUCACAGAGAACACAGCCCAGUACCAGGGUGUGGUGGUGUACUCUAUGGCCGACAUCCCACUGGGCUUUGGAGUGGCUGCUAAGUCCACCCAGGAGUGCCGGAAGGUGGACCCUAUGGCCAUCGUGGUGUUCCACCAGGCCGAUGUUGGGGAAUACGUGCGGAACGAGGACACACUGACCUAAGGGAACUCCAGCAAUUCGAGACACAAGUAUUCCUGGGCAGAACGGACCUUGUCCUGCACCACUGUUGCAGCCACAGCACAGGGAGCCCACCCCAAGUGGGGCAGAGAAGCUGGGAGCUGCCAGCACAUAAUCCCAUGCUCCAGGGGGGCUGCUGCUAGCACAAGGAGGAGCUUCCCCUCAUGCCAGACUGGCCCUUGCCAUCACAUAAAGCCGGUUA